Messenger RNA from Brugia malayi, 1050 nucleotides. RefSeq lists its product as uncharacterized. Gene Ontology annotation, biological process: vacuolar acidification; proton transmembrane transport; vacuolar transport. The record is from RefSeq and is a predicted model, not a curated record. Gene Ontology annotation, cellular component: plasma membrane proton-transporting V-type ATPase complex; lysosomal membrane; vacuolar proton-transporting V-type ATPase complex. The transcript has 9 exons. Lineage: Eukaryota; Metazoa; Nematoda; Chromadorea; Rhabditida; Onchocercidae. Gene Ontology annotation, molecular function: proton-transporting ATPase activity, rotational mechanism. Bases 1 to 1050 code for a protein of 349 amino acids.
AUGGGUGUGAGGGGAUUAGGUAGGGUUAGUCUGGGUAAGGUCUGGUCAAAUGGGAUCUUUUUGCAAGAAUUGGAAAUGAAUUGUUUGAUGGGCGAAUAUCUUUUUAACAUUGAUCACGGCUAUUUAGAAGGUUUGGUUCGCGGAUUCAAGGAAGGUAUUUUGACACAAACCGAUUAUGCUAAUCUUGUCCAAUGCGAAACUCUUGAGGAUUUAAAACUUCAUAUUCAGUCGACAGAUUACGGAAGUUUUUUGGCCAACGAACCUGGCUCAAUAACAGUUCAGGUUAUUGAUGAGCGAUUGAAAGAAAAGUUGGUAACGGAAUUUACACAUUUUCGAAACAAUGCCCUGGAGCCAUUGUCCACAUUUCUGGAUUAUAUAACCUACUCAUAUAUGAUUGACAACAUCAUUUUGCUGAUUACGGGUACUUUGCAUCAGCGACCGAUUAAUGAACUUAUUUCAAAAUGUCAUCCUCUUGCAGCAUAUUUUGUUGACUGUAUCAACGAACAGGAUUUGGAUGAAAUGAAUGUGGAAAUAAUACGUAAUACUUUAUAUCGCUCAUAUUUAGAAGACUUCUACAAAUUUUGCAAACAUUUGGGAGGCAAAACAGCGGAAGUUAUGAGUGAAAUUCUCGCGUUCGAGGCGGACCGGCGUGCUAUCAUAAUAACAAUCAACAGUUUUGAUACCGAGUUGUCCAAAGAUGAUCGAGCCAAACUUUACCCACGAUGUGGAAAACUCUAUCCUGAAGGGCUCGCUGGAUUGUCGAAGGCGGAUGAUUAUGAUCAAGUUAAACAAGUUUGUGAAUAUUAUUCAGAUUAUCGUGCGCUUUUUGAGGGAUCUGGUUUACAACCAGGAGAAAAGGCGCUUGAAGACAAGUUCUUAGAAUACGAAGUAAAACUGAACGUUCUGUCAUUUCUGCAUCAGUUCCAUUUCGGUGUAUUCUAUGCAUUCAUUAAGCUUAAAGAGCAAGAAAUGAGAAAUAUCAUUUGGAUCGCAGAAUGCAUAUCUCAGAGGCAUCGAGCUAAGAUUGAUAAUUACAUUCCAAUCUUGUGA